AGACAAGUCCAACGUAAAAUUCAAUCGACUCUUCACAUAAUAAAACUUCAACUUAGAAACUCGUAAUUGCCACCAAGUCAAAGCCCCCAUGGCUAAUCUAGACAUAGUUUGAAGGUAACUUGCUGCUACUUUCCAGCGUUGAGUUCGGCCCAAUAAGCCACUUUUAGAAAAAAGAUUUCGUCCACUCCAGUUUGAGCUAGAUCUGCCAAUCUUAAGGCCCAUAUCUUCUCUUGUCUUGCCUAUCUUUUCGUGAUGGAGUUAAUCCGGUUCAAACCCGUUAGCUUUUAAAACAAAGACAUUAAUAAAUAAAUAGCUUGCUUGCUAAUUGUAGUCGGCAAACAUUUAAACGAAACUUGUGUGAACGAAACUUCAUUUCUAAACGAAACUUCUGGUCACUAACACAUGAAAUCCUUGUUCCCACGAUUUCUAAACGAAACUUCCGGUCACUAACACAUGAAAUCGUAUGUUUGACAUUAGCCAACAAUUUUGUAUUUGGUGCUUGUCUUUUGCAAAUAAGCUUUUGCUACGACUCAUUUGCUGUCCUACUUUAAUUUCUUACCUUACAAUUUACAAUCCUCAAUUUGCCAUUUAGUGCGUAGUAUUUGUUUCGAGAUCUAAUUUUCUUCUUGAUUCAACCUUGCAUUUCUUUGCACCAUAUUUGCUUUUCUUCAAACUUGGUUUUGGAUUUUCAUUAGUUGAAUGAAUAUGGCAUGUAAAACGACACCCUGUUGGUUGAUUCUUGUUCUUCUGGGGCUUUUAAACAUUCAACAAAUCGAACCUCGGGAACCAAAAGUGCCCUGUUAUUUUAUUUUUGGAGACUCAUUGGUUGACAGUGGAAAUAAUAAUAACCUUUCUACUGCAGCUAAAACCAAUUACCCACCAUAUGGAAUUGACUUUCCUGGUGGACCUACUGGAAGGUUUACCAAUGGUCGAACGUUCACGGACUUUUUUGCUCAAUUCUUGGGUUUUGAGAAUUUCAUCCCACCCUUUUCAACUGCUAAGGACGAGGAGGUCCUCCAAGGUGUCAACUACGCAUCUGGUUCAGCAGGAAUUCUUGAUGAAACUGGGAGAAAUUUGGGCAUCAACAUUGGCUUCAAUAAGCAGAUAAAAAAUCACCUUAUAACCGUUUCACGCAUUGUUAGCAUGCUAAAAGAUCAGAACUUGGCUACCAAGCACCUGAACAAAUGCUUAUAUUCAGUUGCAAUAGGAAGCAAUGAUUACAUUAACAAUUACUACAAGCCUGCUUUUUAUACAAGUAGUUCAACUUUUUCCCCUGAGCAAUAUGCCACAGUUCUUAUCAAACAAUAUGCUAAGCAGUUAAAGAAUUUGUACGGUUUAGGAGCAAGGACGGUGACCUUGAGUGGACUGGGGCCGAUAGGGUGCACCCCAGAUGCAAUAAUUUCGCAUGGAACAAAUGGCAAAUUAUGCGUCGAGGAAGUGAAUAAUGUCAUCCAAUUUUUCAAUAACAAACUCAAGCAACUCGUUGACGAGCUUAAUGAAACAUUCCAGGAUGCAAAAUUUAUCUUUUUGGAUAACUUCGGGCCGUUGCUUCGACGUGUUUCUUUACUUGGUACAGGUUCUUUGUUGAAAUUGGCCGCAUGUUGUGAUGUCGAAAUGCGAACAGGUCAAUGUAUCCCAAACAAAGCUCCUUGCAGGGACAGGAAAUUCUUCCUGUUCUUUGAUAAUUUUCAUCCUUCCGAGGCUAUUAACUUCUUAGUUGCAAAAAACCACCGAACAAAAUUAUUUCGACCCUCUUUGAAAGAUAUCGCUUCUGACAUUCGUGGCCUGAUACCCUGAUUACUCACCAUUCGAAAUAGCUAGAAGCCAGGAGCUGUUGUUUUCUUUCCAAAGCAGUGAAAACAACUGUUAUUUUAUUUAUUUAUUUAUUUUUGGCAUUUUGACAAAUUGUAUACUUUAAAGAUUAAAAAACUUAAGUAGCAUAAACGUUUCCACUUGAAAUUUUGAUUGCUUUGAAAUUUGAAUAUGAAGUGAAUUACCAUGUAAUAAAUGGCCUGAGAAGGGACAACUUCAUGUUUUCUUUUCCAACGAUAUUUCUGCAUAUGGAAUUCAAGACAAGCAGUA
Molecule: messenger RNA, 2082 nt
Organism: Durio zibethinus
Lineage: Eukaryota; Viridiplantae; Streptophyta; Magnoliopsida; Malvales; Malvaceae
Product: GDSL esterase/lipase At5g45670-like
Molecular function (GO): hydrolase activity, acting on ester bonds
Source: RefSeq, a predicted model, not a curated record